AUGGACAGAAAUGCCGCUGAUUCUUUGCGAUCGCGACAAAUUGGUAAGAAUAAAAUGUUUUAUUGUGUUUCUUGAAGUUUAGAGCAUCUUUUAGCAUGGCUUUCUACGCUCAGUUUUCUCAGUUUAGUUGUCUUUAUGUCUGCCGUGGAGAAUAUAAUUUAUUGACUCAGGCUUCUAAUCCUGUCUCAUUUCAGCGGCCGUAAAGCAGAUACUAAACUUGAAUGCACCACUGAGUCAUUCCUUGGCAGUUGAGCCGGUAUGGAAGGUGUUGAUUUUGGAUAAAUAUGGAAGUGAUAUCAUCUCUCCUUUGAUCCCUGUCAAGAACUUGCGAGAACUGGGGGUUACUUUGCACUUGUAAGUUGUUUUUGGUAUUUUUUUGUUCUGUGUUUAGGUGUGAAGGUAUCUGAGAGUGUUUAAGAACGUUUAUUGCACCAUUUUCAUCGAGAAAAUAAUAUUUUUUGGGGUAUUGAUGAUGUAGAUGAAGUUAGAGUAGUUUCGACCUAAAAUCAAGGCAGUUUCGUUUUGAGAGUACGCUAUACUUAUAGAGAAAGAACUUUUUGAGAUUCAUGAUCGGAAAGAGUUAAGAUAUCAACAGGAUUUUAACAUAAAAAAUUUGUCUUGGUAGAACAGCUAUGGUGAAGGUGAAAAAUUCGAGUUUUUGAUCAAAAAUUGCUUGAAUUAAUAAUGGAGAUGGUGCUGGAAUUUUAGUAAAUACACUUGUUUAGCUUUUUGUUCUAAAAUGAGGAGGAUUCACAUCGUUUUUUCAUUCAAAAAAUGAAAAACUUUAUUUUAGGCAGGUCUCAAUGUUGCAGAUUAAAUUUUUGAUUGUUGGAGGUGAAAUUGAACAAACAAGUAGUCCAAAAAUUAAUGUUUACACCCUAGACGAUCUUUUUUAAACAGUUUCUGAGAAAUUUAAUUCGAAAUUUUUGUAUUUCUCAUCUCCUCUCAUGAAUAAUAUAAUUUUUAUAAAAAAUUUAAUUUUUUCUUUUUUAGAACGAUCAAUUCCCGUCGCGACAGUCUUCCCGACGUCCCUGCAGUGUAUUUUGUUUCGCCUACGGACGAAAAUAUCGCGAUCAUCUCCGAUGAUUUGCAAAAAGCCAUGUACGACAGCUUUUAUUUGAACAUGAUCUGGCCCAUUCAAAGGCCACAGCUGGAAGAUCUGGCGACGGCUGCUGUUGCCGGACAAGUCACUCCUAUGGUGCAAAAAGUAACGGGCUUUUGAUGAGUAAUUUGGCUAUAUUAUACUAGAUAGAUGUGAAGUGUAAUAUAGUUGAUAUCUAAAACAAUUUAAUGAUUAUAAUAAAAAGCUUUAUUUCAGCUGGUAGAUCAAUAUCUGAACUAUAUUAGUCUGGAAGAUGGUCUGUUUUCACUCCGGCGAUACACCAAAGACAGCCCUUUUUCAUUCUACGGUAAGUUUUUAGAUUUUUUAUUUUUUUCUUUCAUUUUUAGGUAUGAAAAUGGAUUCAAAUGAAGAUCAAAGGCUUUAUUUGGGCUGUGAAGUCUUUGCGGAUGAAAAUUCUCGCCGAAAUUUUUAGUGCCUUAGGCGAAUUUGUCGGAUUUUUUAUAGAUUUCAGAAAUUUUUGGAUGUUUUUGGCCAAAAGUCGUAUUUUAGAAGGAAAAGAGGCUUAAAAUUGCUCGGAAAUUUUUUUUUAGGGCUUUUCACACUUAUUAUGCCCAUUUCAAAUAUUUUUUUUUUCAAAAAUUCCCGUUUUUUCAAAAAUUAAAAUUUCGUAUUUUAGCCAUAAAUAACACUUCAAUUUCCCCGGAAGAAAUGGAUUUUCUGCUCGAUCAAGUGGCCUCAAGCCUGUUCUCGGUGUGCGUCUCACUUGGAGUGGUCCCAAUCAUCAAAUGCCCUAAGGGCAACGCCGCCGAAGAAGUGGCAAAGGUAAGGAAAAUAAGGUCAAAAAUGAGCCCUAAUUGAUCGCUCAUUUAGAGAUUGGACCAGAAAAUUAGAGACAACCUCAGAGACGCCAGAAAUAACUUAUUCACAAAUGAUAAUGUCCGCGCUGGCCAGUUCUCCCUUCAUCGGCCGGUUUUGGUGAUCGCUGAUCGAUCGCUGGACCUCCCAACGAUGCUACAUCACACUUGGACUUAUCAAGCAAUGAUUCAUGAUGUUCUGGUAAGGGUUUGGAGAGGGUUUGUUGAGGGUUUUUGGAAAUUUUUUGGGGAAAUUAUAUUACACUUGACUAAAUUUUUUUUUGUCGGUUUUUUGAUUUUUUCGGGGGUUUUUGGGAUUGAAUAUUGUGUAAAAUGCAUGAAUAUGAUGUGUUUGACAUAUUUAAAAGGUUUUUUAGUUGUUUUAGACAUUAAAAAUUUGAAAUUUUUAAAAUUUUUUUUGGGAUUUUUUGGUAAAUUUUAGUUAUUUUUGAGAAGUUUUUGCCUCAAGAAGUUUGGAAGUGUAGUUUACAGAAUUUCUUGAUCGUUUUUUACAUGAUUUUUUGACCUUAGAAUAUUAAUUUAGGCUAAUUUUUCAAAUUAUUAAAAAAAAUUUUAAAUUAGUAUAAUUUGCAAACCCAACGUAAAAUUUCCAGGACUAUGACCUAAACCGAAUCAAAAUGACGGAUUCUCAGCAGCGAAAGAAGGAAUACGACGUAUCAUCGACGGACAAAUUGUGGUUCAACUUCAAAGGAUCACCCUUUCCAGAAGUCGCCGAAGCAAUUCAGUCCGAUUUGGAUGCGUAUAGAAAGAAUGAGGAGGAAAUUAAGAAACUCAAGACGUCUAUGGUGAGAUUUUAUGGGGUUUGGGGAGUUUAAGGGCGAUUUUUUGAUUGAAAAAUUAAAAUUUUUGGGAAAAAUUAAGAUUUUUUGAAUUUUUUGGAUUUUUGAGGAAGAAAUGAGUGGUUUUAGGGAGGAAAAGAGGGGUAAGAUUAGUUUACAAUGUUAUUUCUGAGGGAAUUAAUUUUAGUUUUAGUUUUAAAAUUGAUUUUUUUGAACGAAAAUUGAGGUUUUUGUUGAAAUUUUGAGGAUUUUUGGGGUAUUUUGUCGAUUUUUGGUGAAAAAAUAUGUUUUUUUGAAGGAAUUUUUUUCUUUUCUUUUUAUCCAGAAUGAUUUUAUAAACUGUAUUUUACACCCCCAAUAUUUCAGGGCAUCCAAAACGCGGAGGACGAAGCAGCGGUCAUGCUUUUGGACGACGCCACCUCCAAACUUCAAACCGCCAUGGGAUCCCUACCCGAACUUUUGGAACAAAAACGACUCAUUGAUCAGCACACAAACGUCGCCACAAGUUUAUUGGAGAAUAUCAAACAGCGACAACUGGAUGUGCUGUUCGAAACGGAGGAGAAAUUGCUGAAUGGCCAAUAUCAAGGUAAAAUAAGGUCAUUUUUUGCGAUUUUUGAAGGGUUUUUUGGAUUUUUGGGUGUUUAGAGGGAGGUAUUGGAAUUUUGAGAGCUUUGUUUGUAGCUAGAGAGAUUUUUUUCUUCACUUUUGGCGGAAAAUGGAUUUUUUUUCAAAAAUUUUUGAGAUUUUUUUUUGAUUUUUUUUGGGUUAGAUUUGUUGUAAAUUAAAAUUAUUGAGUUUUGAUUGUGUUUUUAGUAGAAUUUUUACCGAUUUUUUCUUCAUUUUUUGGCGGAAAAAAUUAUUUUUUUUUAAAUUUUUGAAAACUUUUUUUUUCGAUUUUUAUAAUUGUCUUGGGUUUAGAUUUGUUGAAAAUUAAAAUUUUUGUGGUUUUAUUGUAUUUUAAAAAAAAUUUUUACCGAUUUUUUAUCGGAAAUUUGAUUUUUUCCCCGCAUUAUUGACCUUAUUUUAGAAGUGAAUAUCUCCGAAGUUUUCAAGGCCCUCCCAAACACGGUAGAUGCGCUCAGAUUACUCCUCAUCGCCUAUUUGUGUAAUCCCAAUGUCACUGAGGUAAAUUUAGAACUUUAAAAAUUUUUUUUUUUUGAUUUUUUUUGUAAAAAUUUUUAUUUUUUGAUGGAUUUUUAAUUAUUUUAGAAUGAAAAACGCGAAUUCAAAGAGCUCCUACAACAACGGGAAAUUGACCAGUCGGCCCUGAAAUUUGUGGAAUGCAUAAAAAGAGCGACUUCUCUUCAGUUAGGCACCAGUGACCUACAUUCAGGCGGCGGAACGAAGACCCUAAACAUGUUUGGGAAACUUCUCAGCCACUCGUCGAGGUUUGUAAUGGAAGGAGUUAAAAAUUUGGUACCCAAAAAACACAAUUUGCCGGUGACGAAGGUGAGAGUUUGGGAUUUUUUAAAUUUUUGCACGGUGCGGACGGGUUUUUCAACGGAAAAAUGACUCUGCACUGUGCGAAGGAAGAUUUUGGAAUUUGCACUGUGCGGAAGGAUUGAUUUUGAGAUUUGCACAGUGCGAAGGAUUGAUUUUGAGAUUUGCACUGUGCGGAAGGAUGGAUUUUGGAUUUGCACAGUGCAAAGAAAAGACUUGUCGCUGAAUUUGCACUGUGCGAAGAAAAGAUUUGUCGCGGAAGUUGCACUGUGCGAAGAAAAGAUUUGUCGCUGAAAUUGCACUGUGCGAAGAAAAGACUUGUCGCUGAAUUUGCACAGUGCGAAGAAAAGAAUUGUCGCGGAAAUUGCACUGUGCGAAGAAAAGAUUUGUCGCGGAAAUUGCACCGUGCGAAGAAGAGAAUUGUCGCGGAAAUUGCACUGUGCGAAGAAAAGAUUUGUCGCGGAAAUUGCACUGUGCGAAGAAAAGAUUUGUCGCGGAAAUUGCACCGUGCGAAGAAAAGAAUUGUCGCGGAAAUUGCACUGUGCGAAGAAAAGAUUUGUCGCGGAAAUUGCACUGUGCGAAGAAAAGAUUUGUCGCGGAAAUUGCACUGCGCGAAGAAAAGAUUUAUCGCUGAAAUUGCCCUGUGCGAAGAAAAGAGUUGUCGCUGAAAUUGCACUGCGCGAAGAAAAGAUUUGUCGCUGAAUUUGCACAGUGCAAAGAAAAGACUUGUCGCUGAAAUUGCACUGUGCGAAGAAAAGACUUGUCGCUGAAUUUGCACAGUGCGAAGAAAAGAAUUGUCGCGGAAAUUGCACUGUGCGAAGAAAAGAUUUGUCGCGGAAAUUGCACCGUGCGAAGAAAAUAUUUGUCGUUGAAAUUGCACGGUGCGAAAAAAACAAUGAUCGCUGAAUUUGCACAGUGCGAAGAAAAAACUUGUCGCUGAAAUUGCACGGUGCGAAGAAAACAGUUGUCGCAGAAAUUGCACAGUGCGAAGAAAACAGUUGUCGCAGAAAUUGCACAGUGCGAAGAAAACAGUUGUCGCAGAAAUUGCACAGUGCGAAGAAAAGAUUUGUCGCGGAAAUUGCGCAGUGCGCAGAAAAGAUUUAUCGCUGAAAUUGCCCUGUGCGAAGAAAAGAGUUGUCGCUGAAAUUGCACUGCGCGAAGAAAAGAUUUGUCGCUGAAUUUGCACAGUGCAAAGAAAAGACUUGUCGCUGAAAUUGCACAGUGCGAAGAAAAGGUUUAUCGCUGAAUUUGCACUGUGCGAAGAAAAGAUUUGUCGCGGAAAUUGCACUGUGGGAAAAAAGAUCUGUCGCUGAAAUUGCACUGUGCGAAGAAAAGAUUUGUCGCUGAAAUUGCACUGUGCGAAGAAAACAGUUGUCGCUGAAAUUGCACAGUGCGAAAAAAAAGUUGUCGCGGAAAUUGCAAAGUGCGGUUGUUUGGGUGAAAUUUUGAUUUUUCGGCCGCACGGUGCGAAUUUAUGUUUUUUGAUUGCACGGUGCGAAAUGCUAGACUUUGAUUGCACUGUGCGAUUUUUUGGCGAAAAUUGGGGUUUUGGAUGCACAGUGCGAAUUUUUGAAUAAAUUAAAUUGGAAUUUGAAGAAGCAGGGAGGUAAAAAUAUUAUUUUUAGUUGGUCGCUCAAUUGGUGGAUACCAGGCCGGGCGUUGGAGGACUUUCCGGCUCAAAUCCAGUUGAUCCCAAUGAAUUUCUAUACUUUGAUCCAAAAUUAUUGCAUGCCUCGAGUAAAGAGUAAGUAAAAAAAAAAUUUUAAAUAUUUUUUCAUUAUUUUUUUAAUUUUUUUUGAUUAAAAAAUUUUUUUUAUUUUUUUAAUAAAAAAUUUUUCGUAUUUUUUUAUUUAAUUUUUUGAAUUUUUUCAGUAUUUUUUUUAAUUUAAUUUUUUUUUAUUUUUUGAAUUUUUUAUUAAUUUUUUUUUGGUUUUUUAUUUAAUUUUUUUUUUUAUUUUUUGAAUUUUUUCAGUAUUUUUUUUUCAUUUAAAUUUUUUUUAUUUUUUGAAUUUUUUUAUUAAAUUUUUUCUUUUCGUUUUUUAUUUAUUUUUUUUUUAUUUUUUGAAUUUUUUCAGUAUUUUUUUUAAUUUAAUUUUUUUUUUGAAUUUUUUUAUUAAUUUUUUUUGGUGUUUUUUAUUUAUUUUUUUAUCUUUUUAUUUAAAAUUUUUUUAUUUUUUUAUUAAAAAUUUAUAUUUUUAUUUUUUAACCCUAUUUUUUCAGCCUAGUCCAUGCUCGCCAAGGCCAGCUGGCCCAAGACGUGAUUGUCUUUGUGGUGGGCGGAGGGAACUACGUCGAAUAUCAGAACAUUUUGGAGUACGCGAAACAGACAGGAAUCCAGCGCAUGACCUACGGAUCCACGGAAUUGGUCAACCCCACUCAAUUCGUCGAACAACUCGCUCGACUCGGCCAAAAACUGUGA
Molecule: messenger RNA, 6576 nt
Organism: Bursaphelenchus xylophilus (pine wood nematode)
Lineage: Eukaryota; Metazoa; Nematoda; Chromadorea; Rhabditida; Aphelenchoididae
Source: the annotation of a GenBank genome assembly